Messenger RNA from Trichoderma harzianum CBS 226.95, 6441 nucleotides. RefSeq lists its product as hypothetical. Gene Ontology annotation, molecular function: transcription cis-regulatory region binding; DNA-binding transcription factor activity, RNA polymerase II-specific; zinc ion binding. NCBI's taxonomy places the organism in Eukaryota, Fungi, Ascomycota, Sordariomycetes, Hypocreales, Hypocreaceae. Gene Ontology annotation, biological process: signal transduction; regulation of DNA-templated transcription. Gene Ontology annotation, cellular component: nucleus. The record is from RefSeq and is a predicted model, not a curated record. The transcript is spliced from 5 exons. The coding region runs from base 1 to 6441 and encodes 2146 amino acids.
AUGGCCAGUCCGACGACAUCCACCGCACCCAGCGGUCCUACCACAGGCCUGCCUCGCAAUUCCUCCAUCGACAGUGCCAUUUCCGCCAUCUCCUCAAGCGCGCAAGCGAAUAAUACCACUAAUAACCAGGCCAAAUCGGAAGAAAUUGCAAAAUUAAUACAAACCGCCGGCAGCCCCGAGGCCGUCAUUCAGUAUCUGCUCAAAGAGAAGCAAUCUCAGGCACAGCAGAACAGCCAGCUAUGGCGCCUGGUUGACAAGCAGAGGGCCAUGAUCUUGGGGUUGAAUAAAGAUUUGGAGGCAGCCCUGAAGGACAAAGAAAAGUACAGGAAAAAAGUAAAGGAGCUAAUGGCGAGUCCCUUGGUAGUAAAGCCGCCGGGCAGCCAAGAGGAUGAUAAACAGUCAGACACGCACAACGAUGCACGACUUCUACGCCAGGAAGUCGAUUCACCAAAGGAGCCAGUGGUGCCUUUGCCCAACACCCCAAAGCUGGACUCUGAGGGCCAAUUGGGCUCGCCGGUGGACAUGGCUCUAGCUCCCUAUCCAAUCACCCCUCCGGCAGACCGAUCACACGCACCCCCUUCGGCUGUGGCCGAGCUGUUGGAUCCUUCAGAGGAGAUGCCCAAACCCCAGGAAUAUGCUCUGGACCACUAUGACCACGACGCGGAAGAGCAGGCGGCAGACCAGGCGCGGAGAGAUAGAAACAGCGAACAGCUGAAUGAGAUGCCAUACAAUGCCUCCCUGCCUCCGUCGCGCAGCCUGCCAAGCCACCCGCCCAAUAAGCCGCCGCCAAAACCUCCCGCCGCCAAUGCCCCUCCGACAGUGACCAUCAUGGAGCCCACACCACAGCCGGACGAGGGCAUUGGCAAGUUCCCUUCGCCACCGCGGAAGCCUCCCCCUGCGCCUCUUCAGCUCCGGCAGGAGAUCCGGCGCCAGCUUGACUCUCCCACCAUUGAAGACUCUGAUUCCGACUACGACGACGUAUUAGAAGUAGAUGAGAUUAUUCCUGAGAGCCGCGGCCGCCGACGAACGCGCGAGGAAGACGAUCGUGAGCGCGAAGUUUUGGCUGUUCAGGAGGUUGAAGUGCGGAGCGCAUCCAAAAUGGCCGAGGCCGGAAUGGCAGAAGCCCCCAGCUCUUCCACUGUGCCCGCCAGCUUGCAGCCUGGGAUGCCCACCGCAUCUCUGGAUGCGGUUCUGAAUGGGACCAGACCCCGAGAGUUGACUGCUCCCAUCCUCAGCCCUGGCUUGCCUGCCAGCCCCAGGCCAUUUGGGAACCCCAAAAUGACGCUUGGCAAUCCUCCAAUGUCGCCAAGGGGCGGUCCAUUGUCACCACGACCUCCACGACAACCGAUUCCCAUGCCGCCUGGUACGCCCAUGAUCGUGCCGCCCACUGCAUCAUUGAGCGAUGGAAACCCGCUCAAGAGGGCCAUGGAGGCUGGGGACUACUCCAAGGGCGCUUCGAGCCCAGUGGAACGAACUGCCAUCUUUAGAGGGCUUGUGACUGACGAAUACCCCGACCUGCUGCUACCGCCAAACGCGUUGCCUUCCAUCGCCAUAAGAGUCGCGUCGUCCCGCAUGAAGCCAUCCAGAGCAAGUCUCUUGUCGUUGACCCAACUCGAGGAGGACCCGGUCUUUACGCUUGCCAUCAUUUCGCGGGCUGACGGAGGCGAACUUUGGCGCGUGGAGAAGGACUCUGCAUCUCUAGCCAAGCUGGACCAGCGACUGAAGCAGUGUCCUGCUUUUACAGCCAAGACGCCAGACAGGUCAUUGUUUACCGGACAUGCGCCUGCCAAGAUUGAUGCCCGAAGAGCCGUCUUGGACCAAUACAUGGAUGAGCUUCUGAAUACUCCCCUUGACACUAACGCAGCUCUAGAGCUUUGCAAAUAUCUCUCUAAUCAUACCCUGCCUCCUAAUGCUGACGAAACUGGCCAAAUGUACAAACCCAAGGAGGACAACGCAUCGAUUCGAUCGGAUGGUCGACCCACUCGCAAUGGUUAUCUUACCAAGAAGGGCAAAAACUUUGGCGGAUGGAAAUCGCGCUUCUUCAUUCUCAACGGUCCUCUUUUGAAAUACUAUGAGACUCCUGGUGGCGCUCAUCUCGGCACUAUUAAGCUUCAAAAUGCUCAAAUCGGCAAGCAAUCUCAAAACAACGAAGCCAGCACCCCAACGGCCCACAGCAACGACGAGGAACUAGAUAGCCAAUAUCGCCACGCCUUUCUCAUUCUCGAGCCCAAGAAGAAAGACUCCAGCAACCAUGUCAAGCACGUGCUGUGUGCGGAGAGUGACAGAGAAAGAGACAUUUGGGUGGAGAAUUUGCUGCAGUGGAUCGACUACCGAGAUCCUGAGGAUGAACCGCCAGCCACAAGGCCUGUUCAUGAUCGUCAGACAUCUGGAGACCAGAUCAACAAAGCCAAGAAGGGAGGCAAAGCGAACCAGCAACAUCAGACGUCGGGCUCAGACACGCUAAUUGGAGUGAGAUACGACUCUACCCACCCUGGAGACGCUCCGCACCAGGGCAACCAUGGAAACCGACCAAAGACAUCCGGCAGCCAAAGCGAGCAUCACCAUGCGGACUCCCACUCGAAGAUCAUUUCCGGGCCAAAGGACCCUCAGGUGAUUUCGGAUGCCUCCUCGUGGGGAAGCAGAAUUGGCCUGACAGCACCACCUCCGGCACCGGCCCCCUCGCAUGAUGAGAAGAAGCAGAGGAAGCGAAGUUUCUUUGGGUUUGGACCCAAGGCGCGCACUUCAUCUGACGGACAGGAUUCCCUGUUUGGAGGCAGCGAAGGCGGAUCUGGAGCAACUCCGCCACAGAAUGGCUACCACGGCCCUGUUCGCCACGUUUUCGGCGCACCUCUGGCUGAGGCUGUGCGAUACAACCCCCCAGUGGACGUCGACGUGCCGCUGCCGUCGGUUGUCUACCGCUGCAUCCAGUAUCUAGAGGCUCAAAACGCAAUUUUCGAAGAGGGCAUUUUCCGGCUUAGUGGUUCGAAUGUCGUCAUCAAACAGCUUCGAGAGCGCUUCAACAACGAAGGCGACAUCAACCUGGUCACCGACGAGCACUAUUACGACAUACAUGCCGUGGCGUCUCUCUUGAAGUUGUAUCUGCGAGAGCUGCCCACAAGCAUACUGACGAGAGAUCUUCACUUGGAAUUCAUGUCGAUAACGACGGAGAUUACCGACAAGGACGAAAAGAUGGCAGCCCUCAACGAGCUAUCACUGCGGCUGCCCCAGGCCAACGCGACGCUGCUCAAGUACCUGAUUGCAUUCCUGAUUAGAAUCAUCAACAACUCGGACAUUAACAAGAUGACGGUGCGAAACGUGGGCAUCGUCUUUUCACCGACGCUCAACAUCCCGGCGCCCGUCUUUGCCAUGUUCCUCCAGAAUUACGAGGCCAUUUUCGGAGUCGACCCUGAAGAGUACGAGCUGCCUUCCCCCAUCUCUGAGACGGGCAGUCAUGGUCGAUCGGACUCUGUCGGGCGCUUCGAUCCGCCGCCUGGUCGUCCAUCAACAUCAUCCGGGAGCGCCUCUCCGCGCCAUCAAGGAUGGCCGGAAUCCAUCCGAGACCCAGCGAGAUCAACACCGACGCCUCCUCUAUUGCAGAACCUGAAUGCGGCGCGAGGGUCUCCCACUCCGACCGGGGCAGCUCGCCAUAGCUACGAGCCUUCCUAUAUGCUUCACCAGAGCCCUAGAUCAGUCUCUCAGCCAAUACACAAUACUGGCGGCGGGCCAUCAGACGGUCCAGUUGCGCAACCGCCUCACCGAGCCAGCCCGGCAUACGAACAGUCUCUUCUCCCCGUGACGGCAGAGGACCAAAACGGCAAUCUUGCUGCCGCUUCGUUGGCUGGGCGCGGUCGAGACAAUGCCGACACGCCGUCGACGGUGGGCAGCACGCCGCAGUAUCACCAGGCGGAUUAUGCGGGAGCUGGAGGAGCUGGAGCUGGAGCUGGAGGAGCUGGUGUUGAUGCUGGAGGAGCUGCGGGAGGAGACGCUGACGCAGCAGCGGCCGAUGCAAAGAAAUCGAGAGCUUGCGAGGCCUGUCGCGGGCUCAAAGUGCGCUGCGAACCCGAUCCCGUCGACGGCGAGCCCUGCAAGCGAUGCCGCAAGGCUGGCCGCAGCUGCAUCGUCACCGUGCCCACCAGAAAACGCCAGAAGAAGACGGACAGCCGCGUGUCGGAGCUGGAGAAGAAGAUUGACGCCCUGACGGCGAGCCUCCACGCAAGGGCCGGCGUGCCUGUGCCUGGCCUCAACCCGCUGGUUGGACAGCCUCAAUCGCAGCCUCAUCCUCAAUCACAGCAUCGACAACACCAAUCGGACUCUUCCACGGGCGGAUAUCAAGCAGGAGGAGGAGCAGGGACGGUCAGGCCGUGGGGAGGCAUGGAAGCAUCACCAUUGAUGCAGUCGGCAUCGACACCUCCCACGCGAACACCACAAGACGACGUCUCGACUUUCCAGCCGCCCAUCGUCAUGGCCGGCCAGAAGCGAAAAGCAACAGCUGACCGUGAUUAUACCCUCGGACCCGACGACCACAGCCACAAGGCCCUGACGCCGUCGACAAGCUGGUCCGGCUUCUCCAGGCCUACCGAAGGCGACAUUGUCGACCGCGGCCUCAUCACGAUGGAACAUGCCACGGGGCUGUUCAACAAGUACAAGGAGCACAUGGUGCGACACCUGCCGGCCGUCGUGUUCCCGCACAGCGCCACCGUCAUGGAGCUGCGCAAGACCAAGCCCACGCUGUUCCUGGCCAUCAUGGCGGCGGCCACGGGCGAGAACCACUCGCUGCAGCGCGUCCUGCAAAAGGAGCUGAUGCAGCUGUUUGCCGAAAAGGUCAUUGUCACGGGCGAGAAGAACCUCGAGCUGGUCCAGGCCAUCCACGUCGCCGUCAUCUGGUACUGGCCGCCCGAGCACUUUGAGGAGCUCAAGUUCUACCAGCUCAUCCACAUUGCCGCCGUCAUGGCCAUCGACAUUGGCCUCGGCAGAAAGGGAGGCUCGAGACGCGGCCCUCCUCCCUUUCGCCGCAACCCGCCGCCCGAUUCCUCCAGCAUCGAGUGUCGCCGGACGUGGCUGACGUGCUUCUUCCUCGCCCUCAACACGUCCAUGUCGCUGCACCGCCCCAACCUCAUCCGCUGGACGCCCUUUAUGACCGAGUGCCUGGAGAUUCUCGAGACGUCGCCCGACGCCGCGCCCACGGACAAGUACUUUUGCCACUUGGUGUGGACGCACCGCCUGGCCGAGGAGGUGGGCUCGCAGUUUUCGCUGGACGAUCCGUCGACGCUGGUGAAUAUCACGGAUGCCAGGACGCAGUAUGCGUUGAGGGCCUUGGAGAGGGACCUCGACAAGUACAUUGCGUCGAUUCCCAAGAAUCUGAUGCAGCUCAAUCUCUAUAUGCAUGAAAUGGCCCUUCACUCAGAUACCAUGUCCGACCAGUGGCGACCCCCCUUCAACACCGACGCCCUCAAAGACGGCAUCGUCAACUCCGAGCCCCUCUCCGCAGCCCACAUCAACGCCCUCUCAGCAUGUCUCACCGCCAUCGACGGCAUCUUCAACACCUUUUUAUCCAUGGACGUCCUCAGCAUCCGCUGCCUCCCCGUCUUCAACUUCAUGCGAGUCGCAUACGGCGUCGUCAUCCUCAUCAAGAUGUACUUUUCUGCGUCCAGCCCGGGCUCGGAAAUGGGCAAAGUCAUUCACAAGGACAACAUGCGCGUCGAGUACUACCUCGAGGCCCUGCUCGACAAGUUCCGCGCCACGGCCGCAGACAACAAGUGUCGUCCUGCUGCAAAGUUUCUGGUCGUGUUGGCUAUGCUUCGCAGCUGGUUCUUCAAGCAAGGCAAGGAAGGAGGUGGCGGUGGCGGAACAGGAUCUUCUGAAGAUGCUCAGGGCACACAGCAGCAGCAGCAGUUACAACAACAAUUACAACAACAGCAGCAGCAGCAACUACAGCCGCCUCAGCAACAAUCUCGACAACAAAUUGUCAACACUCCGCUACAACUCUUGUCCGAAGUCGCAACCACCGGCCGAGACGGCAGCGGAGGUGCGGCAGCCCACAUCUUCGCCGGCCUCAACGGCGCCAACAGACAUCACCCCCAGCCCUUCUUCCACGACUCCGUCUCCUCGACCGGCACACCGCCCGCGUCCGUAUCCAACGCCUCCUCCUCCAUGCCUCAGCAGCAGCAACAACAACAAAUCCCGGGCCCUUCCCCCUCGUCCACGGAUCUCGAUUCCGCCAUGGCGCCGGCUUUCCCGCCCUGGAUGUCUGCCGCUCAGCCCAUGGUCCCCACAGACUUGGACGUGGGUUCCAUGCCGACGAAUUUCGACAUUGAGGGCUUGAAUCUCGCGGCUUCAGAUUUGUCGGACAUGUACGAGAGCGGAGCAAAGAUUGUCAUGAACGAGCCUUGGUUUACGGAUGCUUUCCAGGGGCUACCGGACCCGAAUCUAUUCCCCUUUUGA